AUGUGGAAUGUAAGGUUGUUAAACACACCCUUCAACCCCAAGGUUGUUUAUGAUGGACACCCAACAUUGUUUACCAUUAAGUUGUACCAUGGAGGUGAGUUCACCAAGUACCCUGAUGUUCGUUACAUUGAUGGAACUGUAAACUAUGUUGACAUGGUAGACAUAGAUGAGUUUUCAGUUCAUGAGCUCGAUGCAAUCAUGAAGGGUUUUAGAUAUGGGGUUCCUCCUGUUAUAUACUACCAUUUUCUUGUGCCUGGUGGAGACUUCCACUUUGGUCUUCGCCCUUUAGGAAAUGAUCAAGAUGUUGCAAACUUUUCUCAAUAUGUCAGUGAGCACAAAGUGAUGAAGGUAUACACAGAGCAUGGUGAAACAAGACUACUCACCUAUUUCUUGAAUCCUAAGCCUGUUACCAAGGUUACCCUUGUACAGUUAGAUGAACCACAUGAGGAUGUGCAACACAUUGAUGAAGCUCCUGAUGACCAAUCAAAGGAAACACCUGUGAUGACUACACCUACUGAUAAUUUAGUUGAUGUGGUGCCCACUCAAGCAAACCAACCUGAAAUCCAAGUUAAUGAAAUAGUUCAAGUCGUAUCCUUAUCACCUGGAUAUAAUAGGAGAAGGGGUAUGAGCAAGGAUGGAGUGAUGGCAUCUUGCAGUAAGAAAAUUUACUUUGAUGAUAUUGGUGAGACUGAACAGAUAGCCAAAGACUUUGUUGAGGCAGCUACUGAUUUUGAUAUUGGACUCUACCAAAAAAUACUACAAAGCAAUGUUGAUGGAGUCAAUGGCACUGACAUGCAUGAUGUCAAUGAACCUCAGAUGGAUGAAGAAAUCCAACCUCAAAUGGAUGAAGAAAACCAAGCUCAGAUGGAUGAAAACCAACCUCAGUCUAACAUGGAUAGUAGUGGAAAAGAAAAUGUAAGUGAAACAGAGCAGGAAGAUGAUAGUGAUGAUAGUGAUUAUUGGGUGGAUGAAGAUAAUGUAAUUGAAGAUAUUGAAGUUGACAUGAGGGAUUUUAACAUGAGCAUUGAUACAGAAGUAGAGUUCUUAGAUAAAAGGGCUAGGAAUCCUAGACAACAUGAGAGUGAUGAAGAAGCAGAUGAGUUAGAUGUCAUUGACAAUGAUGCUUUUGAUUCCAUGGAUGAGGAUUCUGACCAGGACAGGAAGAGAAGAGCAGUUUUGAAACAACUAAGUAAGGAAAAAAGUUGUUCUUUAGGUGAGGUUCAUAAGUGUAAUUUUAAAAUAGGUCAAAAGUAUAACAGUAAGCAGGAGUUGAAAGAGAAAAUCAAAAUGCAUGCAUUGGAAACAAAAAAGAAUAUUGCAUUUAAAAAAAAUGACAAAUCCAGAUUGAGGGCCAUAUGUAAUGGAGUUGUGGCAUUUACUAAUGAUGGAGUUGGUGGACCUACCCAAGCUGAAAAAAGUAAAGGGAAAAUUAAAGGGAAAAGUAAAGGGAAAAGUAAAGAAAAGGACAAACAAGGUGGUACAAGUCAGGAAAAAGCAGAUUCUUCUUGUCCUUGGAUGUUACAUGCCUCGAGGUCUACAGAUGCAAGCAGCUGGGAGAGCAACCACAGACAUGCUGUUAAACAACCUUUGUGA
Messenger RNA from Lactuca saligna, 1593 nucleotides. The record is from the annotation of a GenBank genome assembly. NCBI's taxonomy places the organism in Eukaryota, Viridiplantae, Streptophyta, Magnoliopsida, Asterales, Asteraceae.